AUGAGAAUUGCUACUUACAAUAUUAGAAAUACAUAAGAUUAAUAUCUUAAAAGAAGAGAGACAUUAAAGACCAUUAUACAAGGAUUAAAUGCUGAUGUUAUUUCUCUUUAAGAAGUAGCACUUCCAGAAUUGGAUUACUUAGCUGAAGAUUACUAAAAAUUCUUUGCUCCUAUUCAACUACAAUUCCCCUUACAUCCUGAUCCUGAAUUUAGAAUAGAUGGAAAUGCAAUCCUCGUCAGAAAAGGCAUUGAAGUUAAAAUUCAUGAAUUUGUUCAUAUUAGUGUAUUUAGAAAUAUAUAACAUAUUGUAAUUGGAGAUGUGCAUAUUUACAAUACACAUUUGCAUCAUGUUAUUGGUGAUGAUCAAGUUCGAAGUCAUCAAAUAGAUAAUAUUUUUACCUAUCUUUUGAGCUAAAUGAAUGAGAGGAUCUUUUUAAUGGGAGACUUUAACUUAACUCCUGAAUCUUAAGAAUACAAAAAAAUGAAUCAACAUUUUAAAUCAACUUAUGUCUUGGCAAACUAAAAAGAACCUGAAAUAACAUUUCCAACGGGUUUAACAGGUCCAUUCAUGGAUACUGACCCUGCUGGAACUUUUGAUUACAUAUGGAUUAGAGGAAACAAUAUUCAAGUUUAAGAAUGCCUUCUUUUUGGAUCUGAUAAAAUUGCAGAAGGAGUUUAUCCAAGUGAUCAUCUAGGAAUUUUAGGAGUAUAUAAAAUAUGA
Molecule: messenger RNA, 720 nt
Organism: Paramecium sonneborni
Lineage: Eukaryota; Ciliophora; Oligohymenophorea; Peniculida; Parameciidae
Source: the annotation of a GenBank genome assembly